Paramuricea clavata is the source of this 6460-nucleotide messenger RNA. Lineage: Eukaryota; Metazoa; Cnidaria; Anthozoa; Malacalcyonacea; Plexauridae. The record is from the annotation of a GenBank genome assembly.
UUGUGAGCCAAAUUAUAGAGCUGCAAAAACCAUCACGUUCACAAAAUUUGUAAAUUAUGGCUAGGAUUUUUCUUUUUUUAUUCUUUUCAACAAUAUUUUGGAGUCGAUGUACUUCUACCAGUGUGCUAGGAGUUAGUCCUAACAGUAAGUAUGCGCUUGAAGUUUUAUAUUUAGGUCAGAAAAUUGUCGAAUGCACAAUUGAUAUUUUCAUCCGGUCCUUGACCUGUGAUAGAACGUGGCGUUAAUUCAAUGACAGGUGAUCAAAAUAGUCCGUUAGCUUAGCUUCAAACGCAAAUCAAGCAGUAAAUUUUUAGUAGAGCAUGUUAUUGGUAGUAAUAUUAGGUCAUGACCUAUACCUUUGUUGGCUAUUUAAUAUAUUACACCGCAUGUAUUAGCAUGUAUUUAUAGUACUAGUACUGUACAUAGAUGAUACAUUAAGUUAAUAGGAGAUAUUUAACAGUUAGUAUAGGUGGGUUGCACAUGAGAUCACAAGUAUUAAAAACUGGCUGUUUUAUAUGUUUUGUAUAUUGAGUGUUCACCAAAAAUGUUUGGUCAACCAAACCAACUGGACAUGCAAUUAUUUCUGGUUCAGCUCUUACCAAGCUUUCCUCCUAUAAUUUUCCAAUUGGUAAAAUUGUGGAAUCAAAAGAACUCUGUAAGAAGUGGAUAAAUUUAAAGUGGAAGUCAAGUCCGUAUGUAAACAAAUGGUUUGUUUACAUUUUGAACUGCUGUAUUUUUUUUUAAAUAUGACGUACUGUCUGAAUAUCUAAUACCAUUUUAGUUCGCUAUGCUUCUAAAUGAAUAUGAAAUAGAGUUUAUGUUCAGAAAAAUUCGAAACAUUUGAAAUUUGGGCAAUAAACACAUUAGAGGGUCCUCACAUUGUUAUGCAUGAGCAGAACCGAUGUGCAGAACGAACUUGACUUCUACUUUACUGUCGUUCCAAUUGAAGUGUUGCUCAAAUAUUGAUUCAAUACAUUACCUCGGGCUGACCAAUUCAUUUGAUCAAGUUCCUCGAGAUAUUCAUACACUUCCUGUGAAAGAGCCAAUUCCAAGUAUUUGAUCAUUUCUGGUCACUUCCUUUCUAUUUAUGAUUGGUUAGUUGCACAAACAACAAAGGUGAUUGGUGCAUUCAAACUAUUCAACAGGAAGUUUAGAAUUAUACUAGGAAGUGUAUGAAUAUCUGGAGGAACUUGAUGAAAUGAAUUGGUCAGCCCGAGGUAAUGUAUUGAAUCAAUAUUUGAGCAACACUUCAAUUGGAACGACAGUAAUUGAAGCAAAGAUUUCUUUCCAACAGCAGGCAUUAGAGUGUGUUCUUUGCAUAUAUGUUCUAGUGCAAUUCCAUUUAAUUAACACACACCCCUAUGAACAAGGUCUGAAUAAAAUUUGAACCCCAACAAAAAAAAGAUCAAAGUGCCGACACAAACACCCCCAGAAUUUAAGAAAUUUUUGCCUUACCCCUCAGAAAAAAAUGCAAAGAUCAAAGGAUGCCAAAGCACACAACCGGCUUUUUCAAACCCCCUCAGAAAUUCUUGUCCAUAGGGGUGUGUGUACAUUAAAUGGAAUGGCCCCUAGGAGAACUACACUACUGUAAAACCUACAUGAACCAGCUGCCAUAUUUGAAUGUUCCAAACAAAUUCCCAACAAAUCCCAAACAAUGUUCCCAACAAAUUAUUGACUAAUGAUAAAAGCACAGAAUAUAACUCCUUUAUAUAUAUCAGAAUAUAGUUGGGGAUUCUUUUAUUGUUGGUAAAACAAUAAGGAAUGCAACACGUAAAACCACUACUUUUACUAUGAUAGCGGACUCAAUGAGAGCGGACUAUUGCCAUUAGGCCCAUUUAUAUACUAUCAGCACUGUCAAACCUUUAAAGACCUGUGCAAGAGUUCUGAACUAGGAUUUCAGCAGCAAGAAAUAGCAAAGUACUAGGGUCUUCAUUGGCUUCAACAGCCUCCAAAAGACGACAAAGAACAGCUCAGCACACUCGCAUUCAACAGUAGCCAUGUUGGAUUGUUUUGAAUUUUGCUGCUGUGACUACUAAGACCAGAAUAUUACCCACAUGCAUCUUACCUUGUGAUGUCAUUAUGCAUUUAAGGUCUAUUUGGAUCAUAACUAUGAAUUUAUAUUGAGUUUAAAUUUGAUACAAGGGUACCUUCAUGUCAAUAACUGUAAUAUGUUGUGCUGUUCCGCUCAUAUGAGUUGUAAGUUGUAUUCAAUACAUUUUGUUGUUAACCAUUGAAUGCCAGUGCUCUCACCUAGAUGCGUAAAAUCAUCUGGUACUAGACAGAAUAAAAUAAUAAAGUAGGAAAAUUUAAUGUGCAUUACUGUAUAGGGUGUAAAUUCAACUUGACUCAUGGUUACCAUCACAGUUGUACUUGUUCUUAAAACAUAACUGAGUUACCAUUGCUCCAAGGUAACAAAGUUACUUGCCAACAAAUCAUUUGAGCAACAUUAUACAGAAUUUUUGUAUUUGUUAUACCAGGAACAUCAUAUCAUACUGUAAAUUUUCCAUUUUGAGCUGGAUUUAGAUCAGAUACAAUAAAAAUAUAAAUAUAGGGAGAUCCCCAUCUACAAAAGAGUUUGCUGGCAUGUUCCUUUAGAAAACCUUAUCGGGCUAGUUGUCGCUGCCAAAAAGGUGGGAACUAACAAAAACAAUCAGACAGUGAAUGAGAUGAUGAGAUCUGGUUAGAAUUUAAGAAAGGUUAGGAAGUUAUUUACAACAUUGUAUAGUACAUCACUCACGCAUAUAAAGAUGCAUAUAAACAUCGACAAAUUCUAUGCAGUUUAGUCUGGAAGAAACAAGAUAAGUAUAAUUAAUCCCUGACCCUUUGCCAAAACUAUUAGCAACACGCUAGUCUAAUGUGGAAUGACUUGUUAUUUUCAAGAUGCAGAGUCUCGUAUUUAAACGCGAUUGUGAGACCAGCAAGACAUUUAACUUUAUCCUAAUGUUUGAAAUUUUGUAGUAUUCACAGUCAGAAUACUAUAGUCAUUGACAGUUUGUUAUCCAAAACCAAAUUUUAUGGAUCUCAGGGUACUGCAAUUUUUAGAACCUGUAAUAGCUGACGUUCUGACAUUUUAUUGAACACUGUAUGACACUCUUGUUUAAUUAGUCUUUACAGUAGAAACGUCUGAGACAUUCUCAUUAGAAUAACUGAAUCAGAAUCAGUUCCUACACGGCUACAGCACAUAUAAGUGUACAAAACCUUUGGUUUCAAAUCAGACAAUGAGUUAUAAUAAAUAUAGCAUAGCCUCAUAUAGCCUCGUAUAGCCUCGUUGCUCAAUGUGCAUGACACACAUACGCUGUACAGUAUUGAAGAAGUUAUAUGGCAGGCUUUGGGGAUGGUGAAUCUUAUGCAAAAUAAAUAAAACUCAACGUCUAGUGGAGUUGAGAGCUUGCUUGUCUAUGACCAUGUUGACAACAUGCAGGGCGAGGACAAAUUCAACAACCGACAUACAGUACUUAUUACGAUUUACGGUUUUCUUCCAAAUCCUUCGAUAAAUUUUAACAAUAUACCGUUGCGCAUGCCGUAUAUCAAUGUAUCGAUAAAUUGUUUUUUAAUAUCGAAGUAUUUGGUAUUGUAUUUAUAAAAAUAUCGAUUUGCCGAAAAUUUCGAUUUAUGUUCGCUAUUUUCGGUAUUGAACGUGAACAACCAGCUGAACAGACUAAAAGUACUAGGUGUGAAUGUUAUUAUACAUAUACUGUAGAUGUAUGGUGUGGCGUAAUGCUUGAAUGUAAGAAUUACUCUUCUGAAAAGUGUCAAUUUAAGAGUACUUUUUUCUGUUGUACAUUGGGUUUCUUUUCAUGCCUUGAAGUUUUAGGGUGAAUAUUUUGUGACGUUUCUGACCGACAUGUACAGUAUCAUUAAUAUAUUUUGGUAUAUCGGUCUUCGAUAUUUCAUUGCCACAAUAACCUAUUGAGUUAACACCAAAGAUUUUUGACGAACAUUGGAUCCAAGCUUUUCUCAUUAACUGGACCCAACGAGGUGUAGUAAUGGUGAUUAAUUUAAUAAUUUUGCAUGAGCCGCAUCUCCUAUAUACCUGAAACAAAACAUCUCAUUUAUUUGCUCACCGUAUUUCCAUAUUUUGCUCAUAACAUACAUUAUAUUAAUUUUAUAUACAAUAAAAUUAAUAUAGACCGAUACAUUCUCCAAAUUGAUCUUAGCAAAUUAAAGACAAUAACGUGAAUUACAAUAAAAUUAUAAUUGAUCUUAGCAAAUUAAAGCUACAGCAAGAAAGUUGGCCAGUGGAAUUUGUAAUUGCAAGAAAGAUCCUUCACAGCAUGAAAGUAAUAAUAUUAUAUUUAUAAUGAUAUCGAUUUGUCAUGUAUGUUACAAAGUGAGCUGCAAAGGCUAAUUCUAUUUUGUACAUGUCUAGCAAAACCAAGUGUGUGAUUGCUCUUAUACGUGCAAUGCGUGCUACCGCGGUGCCUACAGUACAGUACGGUACAGUACAUUACAGUACAAAAGACAAUUCCACCUAAUAUUUUACUAGGUAGUUCUCAGAUCAUGCAGUCUUGCACUGUUGCUGAAAUCCUUGUAGAACUACAGCGGCAUAACAUAGACUCGAUGAGGAAAAUACAUACAGAAUGCAUAAAUAUUUGGGAUACAUGGACUCGUACACAAACCCAACUUUUAUGUUUACGCUAGACUGCUCACGAUUGCAAGAUUUGUCAGUUAAUGGAGCAAAUUAUGCGUAGAUUGAUACAUAGAACGUUUUAAACACAUUUUGCAAAGUACACUAGUGGAUAUUCUAAUGUUAUUGAGUUACAAUUGCUCGGUUGUUCGAAUGCCGGUUAGCUUAGAAUCUCCAACAGCGUGCUUACAAACUUGGUGAUAUUUUCCCAGAAAUCAUCUCUGGAUCAAACGAGCAUGCAGAAGUACCAUGCAAACCAAAACAGCGGGCUACAUUUUAACCCAGGGUUAGCGCUAAUCCAGCUUUGAAUAACCAGCCCCAGUGCUAGAUGAUUUUAUGAUACAUGUGUAUUUUACUUGAUUAGAAGAUACCCCGGUUCCGGUUUACGGGUACAAGUAUCGCCAUUUUGUUUACCAAUUUUUGCUGAUGUCAGCAAUUUUACCCGUAAUUUCUACCCGUUUCCCCGUGGUAAACCAUGGUCUACACGUAAAAGACAAACGGGUACGGGUGUUUCCUGUUUACUAUUUUUGGGCCGUCCAAAUAGUACAAAUUUUCAACAUCUUACCCAAAUAAAUAAUGCACAUAUGCUGGUCAAAGUUUUCAACAAUUUUUGGCGAACCUCAACAGCGAAAGUUGCCAUUCUCUGAUCGGUUUUCUCAUGCCGGAGUACUUGGAUUUCUUAAGUUACAAGUUAUUCUCCGAUUUACGGGUACGGGUACGUGUAUAUCACCCGUAAACCGGAAUCGGGGUAUCUUAACCUCUCUAAUGAAGGUCAAGAUGUCCGUUCAUGAAUAGCGUAUUCAAGAUUUUUGUUCUCAUUACAAGUGCACUCAUGCAGGGCGCUUUCCAUUUGAACAAAACCCCCAGUUUGCGGUUCCGGAAUGUCCAGUGGCAAAAUGGAACGCUACAGCGUGACAGACCUUGUAAAUAAUGAGAGGGUUGUUGGGCGCUUUCCAUUUGACAGAACUUCUGGAAAUCUUGCUUGAAAAUAAAAUGGAACACGUUAAUUUCUGGAAUGAUGUUUCUUUAAUUUCGAAGAGUUUGACACUACCGCUCAAAUCUCCUCUUUGAGCAUUCGGCGAAAUAAAUCCAGACUCGAGGCACUGAAAUGGUCGAGAACACGCCAUUUUGGUUUUGGUGGCGGUUUUUGCUCAAAAACUUUUGUAAAGCAACAUUGGUUGGGAAAUAUUUUAAUGGAAUGUAAAAAUUUCGAAACUUCCGGAAUUUCCAAUUUGUGGACAACCUCGAGAGAUUGUCCGGAAUUUUCGAAACAGCAUUCCGGAAAUUAACGUGUUCAUUUGAUUUUCGAACAAGAUUUCCGGAAUUUCCGUCAAAUGGAAAGCGCCAUGUUUAUUGCUAAAGUCUUUGCUAAUGUUUCAUCUGCAUUUUCCUGCAUAGGAUUACCACUGUAUGAUCCGAGUAAAGAUUUCACAUGUCUAGAUGGGUCUCAACUACUGAGCUUUUCAAGUGUCAAUGAUGAUUAUUGUGAUUGUACUGAUGGAUCUGAUGAACCAGGUAAAGGUGGAUCUAAAUAUAUGGUGUUUCCAAGGAAACUGCAAUGCCUGUUCAAAUUAAGAACUGCGCAGUUUUGACAGAGUUCUACGGUGGCCCAUACGGGCCAACCCUUCUCCGUACAAAGUUGCACCUUCUCCGUACAAAUGUGUUGUUAUUCUAUGGAAAUCAAACUUCUCCGUGGAAUAUUGCCGUUGUUCUGUCACGGAAAGCCUCUUCUCCGUACAAAUAUGCAGUUUCUCCGUGGAAACACGCAUCUUCACCGUGGAAACACGCAGCAUUUCUGUGGAAACACCGCAGCUUCUCCGCGGAAACGCGUAG